UGGCCGGCAUUCGCACCGAAGCCUCAGCAGGCGACACGCGAUCCUUGAGGCUACUAUCGACGCACGCGCCGCGCUCGCCCGCCGCCCACCGCCUCCGCUCCACUUGCCUAAGCGCAUGCCCCAGUGCCGCGAGUAGGGUGACGAUGAUACACCGGUAAAGGUGUCGCGCAUAUAUCUCUAUACGUGAUCUCAAACGGACUUUAAUUUUAAAGUGAGAGUGUAUAUUAAUUUUUCAAAAUGGGUUUAGACUUCUUAGAACAUGGAGCGGAUUUUGAAGCUGCCAUCUCCGCUACUGGAUUCGGGCGGUUCCACUUCUGCCUGUUGGCGAUCACCGGGCUGAUCUACGCCAACACGGCUAUCGGCAUCACAAUCAUCUCCUUCGUACUACCAGCAGCCACCUGUGACUUCCGCAUGACCUCUGCUGAUAAGGGAUGGCUGACCGCUGCCCCUAUGUUAGGUAUGGUCCUCGGCUCAUACUUCUGGGGCUGUCUGGCGGACACCAAGGGUCGCAAGGUCGUGCUAGUGUCGACCCUGCUGCUUGACGGCUUUUGUGGAAUCUUCUCAUCCUUCGUACAGAUCCUGCCCAUCUUCAUGGCCUGCCGAUUCAUUAACGGUUUUGCUGUUGCCGGCGCCAUGGGUAUCUGUUUCCCCUAUCUGGGAGAGUUCCAGCAGACCAAGUACAGAGAGAAGAUCCUCUGCUGGAUGGAAAUGUUCUGGACCCUCGGAGUUAUUUGCUUGCCUUUAAUCGCGUGGGGCAUCAUCCCAAUCACGGGCAUCCGCGUGGAGAGCGGUUGGUUCUCAUACGACUCGUGGAACUGGUUCGUGGCCGCGUGCGGUAUCCCAUCGCUGAUGCUCGGCUUCUGGCUGUUCACCUUCCCUGAGAGUCCCAAGUUCAUGAUGGAGUGCGGCGACUACGAUGACGCCCUCAACUGCCUCAAGGACAUCUACCGCCAGAACACCGGUGACGACCCCGAUAACUACCCCAUCAAGAGCCUCAAGGAAAAAGCGCGAACAAUAUCGGUGGCGUCACAAAACUCGCAGAAAUCCGUCCGAAGCCUCAGCAUGCGCAAGCCUAAAGACCUCAAACGUCUGUUCAGUGAGAUCUGGGUUCAAACCAAAGCCCUCUGCAAGCCUCCCUACCUUAAAUACACCAUUCUUACUUGCCUUAUCCAGUUCGGCUUGACUACUAGCUACUACACCCUGAUGAUCUGGUUCCCCGAGUUGUUCAACCGCUACGAAGAGUUCGAGCACCGGUUCCCUAACACCACAGCCUCUGUCUGCGACGUAUCAGGCAUCGUUGUCAGCGACGACGCCAUCGAGGACCCCUUCGACUGCGGCAAGGUCAUCGACCAGAGCGUCUACAUGCACACCCUCAUCGUCGGUCUCGCUUGCAUCCCCACCUCGCUCUGGCUGCCGCUUUGCGUCCACAAACUUGGAGCUAAGUUCUUCCUUAUCUUCUCCCUUGGGUUCGCCGGCGUGGUAACGGUUGGUCUGUACUACGUGCAGAACUCCACUCAGAACCUGGUACUGUCCUGCAUCUUCGAAGCCCUGACCUCCCUCGCCAUCUCGCUGGUCUUCUGCGUACUCGUCGACUUGUUCCCUACAAACCUUAGGGUGAUGGCAGCAGCGCUGUCCUUAACGGCGGGUCGAGGCGGCGGGCUGAUCGGCAACCUGUCAUUCGGCUACCUCAUCGAUAUCAACUGUGUCGUGCCCAUCGUCGUCUUCUCAGCAUUCCUAUUUAUUGCUGCUCUACUCUGCUUCUUCUUGCCAAAGACAGGACAGGAAGCGCUCGACUAAACCAACAUGAACUCUAGAUAGUGCAAUUAGACUGUCUGCAACGUAGAGACCACCAUUUACAGUGGUUGUACAUAUCAUUUAGGAUGUAAAUAUUGAGGACUAAGUAUAUUAUUUAUUGUUCAAGUUUUCUAGAGUAUGAAUUGAGACGCGAUCCGAAUAGGUAGCUAUCGACGCCGCGCCCCGAGUACUGUGAUGCAGUAUACAAGAUGAUGAAGUGAUGAACAUAACAGUAUUUAGAGUUGACUGUGUAAUAUAAAUGCCUUUAAAUUAUUAUUAAAACAUAAAUAAUA
Pectinophora gossypiella (pink bollworm) is the source of this 2087-nucleotide messenger RNA. RefSeq names its product synaptic vesicle glycoprotein 2B-like. Bases 238 to 1797 code for a protein of 519 amino acids. The record is from RefSeq and is a predicted model, not a curated record. Gene Ontology annotation, molecular function: transmembrane transporter activity. Gene Ontology annotation, cellular component: membrane. Gene Ontology annotation, biological process: transmembrane transport. The transcript is spliced from 11 exons. NCBI's taxonomy places the organism in Eukaryota, Metazoa, Arthropoda, Insecta, Lepidoptera, Gelechiidae.